AUGGAAAACACUGAACCAGCGUCGCUUACGAGUCGGGUGGGGGUGGAUGAUGCAGAGAAGAAACAGCGGCGCAAACUUCAGAACAGACUCAACCAACGAGCGCGCAGCAACGCUCUGACGUCGGCAGGAAGUCGUAUGUGUAAUGAUGAUCAAUCAAAGGCUCGUACCAAACACCAGGAUCCGGGCUCCGGAGUCAAGCUGUGGAGGUUAGACGAAUUCGACUUGGAAAAAAAGCCUGCGUCGCCAAGGCAUGCUAAGACAAGCAAAAGUCACACAGUCAUCCUCGAACCAGACCGCCGGUUCUUUUUGACAAGUAUAUACAGUGGCACGCUUAGUGCCACUGACGUGGAGCUGUACAGCCAACAGCUAGACAUCCAAAAACGUCUCGCUUCAGCUUCGCAGCUAGCAUGCCCUCUUUCAGACCACUUGCUCUAUCUUAUCAACUACAAUGCGUUCAGAGGACUGUUUUUCAACAAGGUCACUCUCAGCAAACUGGUACACCAUCUUGCUGUGGGACCGGACCGAACUGAAAAGUUGGAUAUUAUGCUGGGUCUUAAGAAGGAUGCUAUCUGCGUCGCAUUGGGCCAGGACGUGCCACCCCAUCUUCAGCCAACGCGAUUGCAGUCAGAAAUAGUUCAUCCGAACUGGAUCGAUCUUGUACCAAUUCCGAAAAUGAGAAACAACCUCAUCAUGAGCCAAGAUCAUUUCAACCAUCGUCUAUUCGUCAACGACGUGAUAGGGAAUUUGUUGGAGGACGUCAUGAUUAACAAGUACGGAGAAGGUACUGGACCCAGAAGCCGUUUGAAGUUGAAAGGCAAGUCUAGUGACUUUGCUUCAGAUAGGAGUGGUAUGAUUGUUUGGGGAGAACCACAUCGGAUGGAGAAUUGGGAGGUCACGGCUGAGUUUCUACAGAGAUGGGGCUGGGCUAUGGAAGGGUGUCAUGAGCUGAUGAGGGCGACUAAUCAGUGGAGAGCGGCCGAAAAUGCAGAGUCGCAGUCGAUGGGCCUGGUGUAUCGUAUCAAUGACAUCAACCAUCAUCAUGACGACGGUAUUUUGGCUGGUAUAAUGUCGUCAUUAUACCAGCCUCUCCAUAGCCGAACUCACGACUACAUCAAUUCUUUUUUCACUUUUGAAUCUCAAUUCGCACCACAUAACUCACGAAUCGAAACCUCGAGCCUUACUCAGUUUCUCUACGUCCAACAUUCGCAUUUACAAGUAAAAAUGACCAUCGCACGCCAAUCUCUCUCCUCUCUCCGACGUCUCCCAACUGUCACAUCCGCUCUACGAGCCAAGCCAACAUAUGGCCCAUAUACCUCAAUUCGCAUGGAGUCAGGCAAGGUCAAAAACCCUGUCUCGGAAAGCCCCAAUGACGCCAAGGACGGCGCCGACCAUACCGACGGUGCUAUGGCUUCGCUCAAGGGCGCGCCAGGCAAGGGCGAUGCAUCGUCUUUUGAGAAUCAGAACUUGACCGAGAAAGAGAAGAAGACCAAUAGCCAGAAUGCGCAGGCGAACGAUAGUAAGGAGGGAAUCAAGGGCGAGGCUGGAGAGUUCAAGAAGUCGGGAAGAAAGCCCAAGCCUUAG
Messenger RNA from Fusarium coffeatum, 1581 nucleotides. RefSeq lists its product as uncharacterized. Lineage: Eukaryota; Fungi; Ascomycota; Sordariomycetes; Hypocreales; Nectriaceae. The transcript has 3 exons. The record is from RefSeq and is a predicted model, not a curated record. Bases 1 to 1581 code for a protein of 526 amino acids.